AUGAAAUUAAUACAAUAUAUCAACAUAUAUCAUAAGAAGAAAUUUGAUAUUGCCGGUCGUAGACGAGAAGCAUUAGAAGCAAUCGUUAAGGAAUUUGUCUCAGAUACUGAUGAUAUACCUAUUAUUCUGGCUGAUGUAAAAGAUGAGAUGUCUCUCGAGAAAAUGACCGAGCGAGCAAAGAUACUUAUUAAUUCUUGUGGUCCAUAUAGAUUUUACGGAGAACCAGUUAUUAAAUUUAUGCAGAGAAUGCAAUUUAAAUAUAAUCAAGCAGCACAAGAAGCUGGCGUUUACAUAAUAAACGCUUGCGGUUUUGAUUGUAUUCCAAGCGAUUUGGGAAUUAUUUUCACGCAACAGAAGUUUGGAGGAGAAAUCAAUGCUAUUGAAAUAUAUUACAGGACUAAUAAUUUGUUAAUUGCAGAGUUCUUCGCAACGAUUCUUACACGAAAUAUAAAGAAAUAUAAAGAAAGGCCCGUUCAAAUUCAAGUUUACAUCACGUUUAAGUCUUUCUUUGUCUGCCUGGCGGUUGCCAUCCUCGACAUGAUUUUAUUUUUCACGUCUCUCACAGCAUAUAGUCGCAAUUUACUUCUAAAAUAUCCGACUUUAUUUUCAUACGGUCUUGUGGGCCAUAAAAAUCCGAAAUUAGAAACACAAAAAUCAACACAUUUUUCCAUAAUAUUUAAAGCCUGCGGAUGGACUGAAAAGUUGGCUGAACCUAUUGACAAAUAUACAGAUCCACUUAAUAAGAAAGUAGUCACGAAAGUCAGCGGUGAUUCUCCUGCAUAUGAAAUGACUAGUAUUGUAGCGAUAUCGGCAAUUACAAUUCUUAAUAAAACUGAUAAGAUUUAGAAUAGCGGAGGAGUACUCACUCCUGGUGCUGCAUGUAAGACAUCUCUGAUCGAAGAAAUGAAUAAACAUAAUAUUAAAUUUGAAGUGAUAUCAUCUAUCGAGAAAUAGAAAUAGAACGAACGCUCUAUGUUUAGAUGGUAGAAUUUUUUUAAUGCUUAAUAAUUAUGUUCGAUUUUAUAUUAAUA
Molecule: messenger RNA, 1031 nt
Organism: Pogonomyrmex barbatus (red harvester ant)
Lineage: Eukaryota; Metazoa; Arthropoda; Insecta; Hymenoptera; Formicidae
Product: lipase 3-like
Biological process (GO): lipid metabolic process
Molecular function (GO): hydrolase activity, acting on ester bonds
Source: RefSeq, a predicted model, not a curated record